AGGAUGCACAGAGCUCAUUCAUGAAGCUGAAACACUGCAGCCUGAAGAGCAGAAAGGCUCCAGGAGAACAAUUUCAGUGCAAUUGUGGCUGCACAGAGCGCAGGUAAUAACCGAAGACGGCCUCACAGCAGGAGAGUGAGAUCAGAUUGGCAGUGCAGCAGUGAGUGGCAUGACUGAAGACAAGAUAAAAAGCAGGCUACAGCAAAAGGUGUGAGCUUCAUAUUUUCUCCCUGAAACGAGGUUACAGCUGAGGAGUUCAAGAUGAUUCCAAAUUACUCUACUGAAGAAACUGUUAAAAGAAUCCACGUGGACUGUCCUGUUUCAGGUCGGCACAGCUACAUCUACAUUAUGGUUCCCACCGUUUACAGCAUCAUCUUUAUCAUAGGCAUAUUUGGGAACAGCCUGGUCGUUAUCGUCAUUUACUGCUACAUGAAACUAAAAACCGUAGCCAGCAUCUUUCUUCUCAACCUGGCCCUGGCUGACUUGUGCUUUUUGAUAACGCUGCCCCUCUGGGCAGCCUACACGGCCAUGGAGUACCAGUGGCCUUUUGGCAACUGUUUGUGCAAGCUGGCCUCGGCGGGGAUCAGCUUCAACCUGUACGCCAGCGUGUUCCUGCUCACCUGCCUGAGCAUCGACCGCUACCUGGCCAUCGUGCACCCGGUGCAGUCGCGCGUCCGCCGCACCAUCUUCGUGGCCCGCGUGACCUGCAUCGCCAUCUGGCUGCUGGCCGGCGUGGCCAGCCUGCCCGUCAUCAUCCACCGCAACAUCUUCUUCGCUGAGAACUUGAACAUGACGGUCUGCGGCUUCCGCUACGAGAGCAACAACACGACCCUCCGGGUCGGGUUAGGGUUAUCCAAAAAUUUGCUGGGCUUUUUAGUUCCUUUUCUGAUCAUAUUAACAAGCUACACCUUAAUUUGGAAGACUCUGAAGAAGGCAUAUCAAAUUCAAAAAAAUAAGACUAGAAAUGAUGAUAUCUUCAAGAUGAUUGUAGCAAUUGUGUUUUUCUUUUUCUUUUCCUGGAUUCCUCAUCAAGUUUUCACUUUUCUGGAUGUGUUGAUCCAAUUACAUGUAAUAACAGAUUGCAAAAUCACCGAUAUUGUGGAUACAGCUAUGCCCUUCACCAUUUGUAUCGCUUACUUUAACAACUGUCUGAAUCCCUUUUUUUAUGUUUUUUUUGGAAAAAACUUUAAAAAAUACUUCCUUCAGCUAAUAAAAUACAUCCCACCAAACGUCAGCACACAUCCAAGCCUCACAACCAAAAUGAGCUCCCUCUCCUAUCGGCCACCAGAAAAUAUCCGCUUGCACACCAAAAAGACUGCCGGGCCUUUCAACACCGAUUGAGGCAUUUCACAAAGUUCUUCUUUUGAACAACCUUGCGAAGCAGCAAGAACAACAAGAUUCAUCUGCGGUCCUGAACAUCACAGCUCAUUACAGCAACACUGGAUCACCUCAGAGAAAUCUUACUGUAAAGAGUCAGCAGUGGCCUUUCAGCUCAUGUCGUAAAGAGGACUGCUUCAUUUGCAUUUGGUUUUUCUUUACUGAAAGCAGCCCAAGAGUUGGACAGGUGUGUCAGAGUUUCUGCCACAUCCCACCGUUUGCUUGGAACUACGAAAGAAAGGGAGGGAAAACUCCUAACUUUAGUUCACAGGUGUUUCAAAAGGAAAAGCUUGUAUAAAUAACAUGAAACACAAAGAACCUGACUUGCAUAUAUGUGAGUUGUUCUGUUGAAGAAGUGAAGCUUUGUUUCUUGUUUUGUUGGUUUAUUUUUAAUUACAUAAAUGUCCUAUAAUCAUAUUUAUAAUAUAUUUUCAAAUAUAUGCUAUAUAUAGAGGCCCAAUUUUAAACUCAAAUGGAAAUUUAAGGUCCUUGAAAUUGGUCUUAUUCUGAUUUAUGCUACUAUUUUUAAUGGCAAUUUUUUCAUAAUAAUAUAUGCAAUAAAAUGCAGAUUUAUUUAUUAAAUAUAGAAUAAAUAUAUUUUUAGAUUUAUAUUCCUACUCAUACAUUUCAAACAUUGCUUCAGAAAUGUACAUUUAUAUGUCAAGGGGUAUUUUUGUAGUAGUUAAAAAAAUAACUAUGUGCACAGAAACGGGGUUCACUCAGCCUUUCGUGAUAAGCCACCCUGACUUUGAAGAACUUUAUAUACAGAAGGAGUUGACUCCAUACUCUGUGUGACUAAAAUUAAAAAAUUUCACAUUCCUGCACAUUUAGUAAACUCAUAUACCGAUAACUGAUGCUUAUGCAUCAGUUUAACUAAUAAUACUUUUAGUCCCAUCACAAAACAUCCGAGAUCAGACUUUACUCUUGGCUUUUAUGAAAUCUCUCUCCAUUUAUAUAAAAUUAUGCCCAGGGUAUUUUCUCACUGUACAACAUUUUUUUAUUUAUAUGGAACAAAUUCAGAUUUAUACUAGCAUAAAUCAGAACUAAAGUCUGGCUCAAAGUCUCAUUACAAAUCAAGAGGAAAGGUGACAAGCACUGUGGGAAGUUUCCACCAAUGAUAUCCUCAUAUGUGUCCUUUUCACCUCAAACAAUGAGCUUCAGAUAAUAUUUAUGCCUGAUUCACACCCAUUUAUUGUCCUCAAAGAUAAUGAGUUCAUAAAUACACUACAAAACUUAGGAAAAAAUCCAAAACUUUGCAUAUAUCAUGUGGAAAAUUACAUGUUCCUUAAGAACUUAGAGUAUUUAUUAUCUUCAAAAUCACACCUCUAAUGUGGCUUUGUCUCAAGUAGCGAGUGGUUGGAUUAUCCAUAUUUUCUGAUGAUCAAAAUCAAAACACACAAAACAGUUAUUUCUGUAGUUUAAUACUUCUUAAAGAAAAAAUGGGCCUACCGCCAGGUCUAGAAAUCUUCCUACUCUUUCAUUCACUUAUACUAAGGGAAGUUUUUUUCAGUUUUGCCUCUGUUCUUCCAGCUGCAAAAAUGGGAACAAUGUGUCUACUCACAUACAUUGCAAGGCGCUGUGAUGAGUCACUACUUCUAAAGCUGUAUGAUAAUAAAACCUCUCAUUAAAAUUUUAAGUUAAUUGCAAGCUAGUAUCUUGACAUUUGAAGCCUGAAUGUCAUUUAACUAUGUCAUUUAAAGACAUAUUUAAAUUGUUAUACUGAAUUCUUUCUAUUUAGCUCAUAUCCUUACAUGUGAGACAGCCAUUUGCUUAAAUUGAAUAUGGCAAUAACCCCACACAUUAUCAAUAGCACAGAAGAGGACCGGUGCCCUAAGCUGACAAAGCUUUCUAAGCUGACAAAGGACUGGCAGAGAUUGCCAUUUAUCUGUAUAUUUUGUUCAUGGACACACAUGCUGAGCAGCAUCGGGCAGAAGCAUCUCUGUCCAGCCAUAAUUCUGUGUGCUGUGCUUGCCACCUGCUGGAUGCAGCCACAAAUUUGCUUUACAUCUCAAAAGUUGUUACAGGAAGAAACAGCAACACUUCCCUGCCACCUGAAGGAUCUGAAGAUCCUCACUGUGGCAAAACUGCUCUAUAAAUAAAACACAAACUUGUCCAUCUGAGAAGCCAGUAACUUCCUUGACAGGGUCUAAGCAAGCGUUUUCUCAUCACCUGCUCAUCUCUUCAGUCACUGAAACCCAGUGUCCCCCAGCGACCACAACAGAGAGCUCAUUUGCAAAACAUUGACUGCAUUACUACAAGAGUCAUCUCAAAGAGAAGACAUAAAAAUCAAAGCCACUGGUUACUGAUCUUGAUCGUUUCAUGCCAGACCCUGCAGUUUUAAGAGGCUGUGUAUCCUAAGCUACUGAUGCCACCUGCAUCUGCCUGUGCCAUGUAAAAAAGCAGGAGCAUGCACAUUCAGCUGUGUUACUGCAGGAAAGGUAGGAAGGGACUGCACCUGGUGAGCUCCGAGGGCAGCACAGACCUUGAAUCGAUAGGCGAAGAAAGUGGAGGGGAAAGCUUUCCUAAAUAACACAGGGAAAUUUCCUUACUCCUAAGGAGUAAGGAAACAAUCAUCAGCUGCCAAAUAUGCUAGCUCCUUAAAAAAAAAAAAAAAAAAAAUCAGCAGAUGGCAGAUACUGGAAAGCCACUCUAACUGGGUAACAGCAGGAAGUAAACUCCUUGAAGCACAGAGUUACUAUGUACAACCAGAUGCUGCACUUUCACAAUACCCCAGCCAAGGGAAGAGCCCACAGGAUGGGCACCCACACCACUUCCAUCAUGUAUCUGCAGCCAAGGCAGGUGCUGGGAAAUGUGUUAUUGCUGAGCCUUACACUCCCCUGCCCACCUGUGCGUGGGGCAGGCAGAGCACAGGCGAGGCAGAGGGGACAGUCUGGCCUUUGCUGGGGACCCUUGGCCCUGUGGUCCCUACUGAGGGGCAGAAUAUUCUUUGGUGCAAGGACCUACCCAAUGCCAGCAAAGGAUGGAGUAAGAUUUGGCUCUGUAUGACUUUGCCAUCUCUGGGGAACUUUGGAUUGAGUCCUCUUAAUAGCAAAAGACAACUGGCUGUAGAUGUUUAAGAGCAAACUCCCAUUACCUUAAAAACCACAAAGCUAAAACUAUUAAUAUGCAAUAGUAUGCAGUUAUUUUUAAAAGAAGUAUCCACAGUGCUUUUUGUUGUUGUGAUGACCAGAGUAAAAUGCUACAAACUCUUAGUCUGCCCUUGUACUCUCCUGUUGUGAGGGGCCCAAGACAGUACUAAUGGGAACAGCAUAUAACCCUAAAUACAGGUAUUACAACCCCCAUUCCACCACAAUUUGAUUUAUUUGAAUGAACAACUUCUUUUUUUGCUGAAUAAUUACUAAAUUACAUAUUUGACAUGUACAUGCAUAUUAUCUAUUUCUAUUUGUUGUGCAAUAGUACUUAUGUGACUCAUACUAUUGUUUUGUGCUCUACUCCCUGCUUGUACGCCCAUCCUAAAUCAUACUGUAUAAUCUACACUUGUUAGCCCAAAUUCCAACAAAAUCAUUACAGAUAGAGCAGGAAUUAAUCUGGCUUCUCAGCCUAACAAUUUCCUCGUGUUUACAUUGUUAAUCAAGAGGUUGCAGAGUAAGCACAAGACCAAAAGUCCUUUACCUUGCCAGCAUUACUAUUUAAGUGAUAGUUUCCUUUGUCUACUUGAAACUGUGACAGCAGCAGAGAAUACAGUAAGUUUUCUAGUUUUGCUUGAAUAGCUUCAGCAAAGGUUUCUUUUGAUAAACCUGACCUCCUUUUUAAGUAUACUGAAUUGCAGGUAUCCCCAGGGAAAUAUUUGCCACUGCAAGGAGAAACAAAUCCUUGGGAGAGGGCGGUUGAAGGCCUAAAACAGGGACUUGUAGAAUUUGUAAAUAUUAAGUGUUAAAUGUAAAUAUUUAUUUUUGGUUUUGCAACAGACUGGAGGGAAAAACAUACACACACAAAGAAUAAAUCAUUCAGCUUAGUGCAAAGCCAGGGCUGUUCUAUCAAUCACUGAGUGCACCUCCACAGCGACCUCCCAGCCAAGGCUGAGCUAACAAAUCCUCAAUGCUACAGCCCAGCCCAAGCUCAGUGUCACCAGCGAGCUCUGCAGGUGUGGUAGGACACUCGAGGAAUAGGGACAGAGCAGAUCAUGUCUGAGAACAGCAUUGUGUGAUCUUUUUAGUGGACUAGUGCCAUGGGCUCCACCUUUGUAUUUGGAAAGUUAGGUAACAAAAUCUAGGUAUUAUUUUCUUUUCAAUAUUUUUGUGCAGUUGCAAUUUGUGAUUCAUGGAUGUUAAUUCUUUUGUCUUUCAAUAACCAUAGUUUUAUAUUGUAGAAGUUUACCUUGAUUAUAUAACAACUUUCACUGUCUAAAGUAUUACUGAAAACAUACAGGUCAUCAAUAAAUGUCUUUGUGAAAGUCAUCUCCACUUUUGUGUUGAGCACCCAAAGCAAAGAGAUCUGUUUCUGUGUUGUUGUAAGUACUAUACUGUUAUGUGUAUAACUACAGCUAUAUAUAUGUAUAUAGAAAUAAUUUUUAGGAAAUAUUAUCCUUAAAGUAUUUCUGUGUAAUACUGUAACAUUUUUUACCACUAUUCCUCAUUGCUUUUAACCUCUAUCCUCACCCAGCUCUCCCUUAAAUCUUUGAGAUUAACAGGUUGUGUCUGCAAUUCUUAUUGGAGAAAAUACCUAGGUAGCUCCAAAAUCACUUGUAGAACAGCAGUUCAGUAAUUCAUUUCUGUAUCCCAGAACAGACUAAGCUAAUGAAGUUUACUUGGAGAGGAGACUUAGUAAAUUCCUAAUUUUCCUACAUACAAAUUAGAGUUUGAAGCCAAAUUUAGGCUUAACCUUUUAGAAAGUAAAUUUAAUUUUAGGGACAGAUUUAUUUAGAAUACUGUGUUAAACACAAGAUCACAUUACAUUAUGAAUAAUGGCUUUGAACAGCCUGACUCAGGCUGCCUGUAGCUGAGUAUUCGAUGCAAAUAGAUCCACUUGGAAUAUAAGCAGUGCCACAUCAUACUGCAGCUGCAGUGGGAGCAGCUUCAGGUUCCAGAAGGGAACCUGAUGAUAACAAGAUAUGAUAAUAAGAAGGGACUGGGGAGGGGAGGAGGGGUUGACAGUGAAAAGAAUGGUAGAUUGAAUUUUACCAUUUCCAAUUUGUAUGAAAAUAAAAUAGAACUCAGUCCUGCAUAUCCCUGUUAAAACUCACUUCAUACCGUAUCUUACAGUGUCACAUAAAAAAGUGAAAAACUGUUAAAGGUUAGGCCUGUGAAAUUUUUAUAGUUUAUCUACUGUAUAACUUAUUUUCUAUGUAUAUUAGUUAUUCCUGAGCUUUGUGCACUGGUAGUGUUGUUAGGCUGCAAUUAAGCAAAGGCUCUGGGGCAGGAGGACAGACAGAGCCCUACCUUGGAGCUUUAUCAUGAGUGAUCAGAGGUUAAGAAUUGUUAGAAAAGGAUGGAAAGCAAAGACUGUUGCUGAACAAAUACAAAACUGUAAAGAUAAUUAACCCCAUUAAGUAGCAUUUUAAGAAAAAUUUUUGAACCAAAGACAGCCAGAUAAUUAAAAAUAAAACAAAAAAAAAAAAAAUAGAAAAUGCUGAAAGAGAAUUUCUAUUCCACUUGGAAUUACAGAGAAUUUCAAGCAUCCCCAACUCAUAUUCUCAAGCAAAUGCAAACCUGGCCAUUUCUGUGAAAUUGAGUAAAUAAACAGAAAAGUUGAAGUUAAAAGAUGGGUGUAAGAUACUAGCAGCCACUUUGUUGCUAUUGACUUUUCUUUCAGAAAAAAAAAAAAAAAAAAAAAAAAAAAGUGGAAUUAUGCACUUGAAAUCCAUCAGUUAAAUACAUGCCCAGGAAAGGGAAACAACAUAUUGCCUAUGGGCUUAGAUGAGCUUUGCAUACCUAGCCUGAAUCCUCCUCCUGCUUAGCUAAGCCUGAAUCUUCCACCUGCUUAGUUUAUCACAUGGUACACAACUACACCAAAAAAAAAAAAAAAAACCACCCCAAAACAGCUAAACCAGAAUACAAAACAGAAAUAAAUUAAUUUUGUGAAAAUAUGUAUUACAGCAGUGCUAUUUAAUUUUCAAAUCACCUAUUAAACACUAAAGGAUCUAAAAUAAAUUACUAUAAACUUGUUAAAACAAAGUAAAUUUUAAGCUUCUAUAAGGAUUAGGUUUUGCACUGCAAAAAGAUCAGGAAUGAGAAGCAAGAUUCCAGACCCAAGGCCCACUGUCUGUACAGCAGCACCUGUAAAGUGAGGCCACAUGUAUGAUUUGCAGGAUGCCUUUCAAAGGCAGGACAUAAAUAAGUGCACCUGAGGUGGAAUGUCACCCGCCAGAGCAUUGUUAAUGUUGAACAUGAUUUUUGUGAUUAUUCCAGAUACAAGUGGAAAGAAGCAGUAGAAAGGCAUACUCUGUAUACUAGACAGUACUAUACAGUGCCAUUUUUACAUGUUAAAUUCUGAAAAAUUAUAUUUCUGGCAUUUUUUAUUUUCUCUGCUUAUCUGUGAUGGUUCUCUAUACUGUGAUCUGUCAUUUUUACAUGCACUGUUCUGUUUAAAAAGAAAAUAACACAUUUUCAACAGCUUUCUAUCUAACACAACUUCAAAACCAGUAACCUUUUUCACAUAGCUGUCUACAUCAGACUGGUUGUAUUUUGAAAUACUGAAAAUAUUAAAACAAUACAAAAUAACUUUAAAUAAGUGUCAGUUUAACUUAUUCUUCACUGUAUGUUUAGACUGUUUCUCUCAAGUUUUGUUUCUCAUUAACCCUACAAGUAACUGUUUUUAAGUCAGCAACAUGGAGGAGAACCAUGUACAGAGUCUGACAUGAACACUUGACUCUAGAAAGGGUACAUUAUCUGAACAGCUUAUACCCUGGAAAUUCUACAGUUGCUCAAUU
Pyrgilauda ruficollis (rufous-necked snowfinch) is the source of this 8266-nucleotide messenger RNA. It is a transcript of the gene AGTR1, whose product is annotated as angiotensin II receptor type 1. Gene Ontology annotation, molecular function: angiotensin type II receptor activity. Gene Ontology annotation, biological process: regulation of vasoconstriction; immune response; G protein-coupled receptor signaling pathway. Lineage: Eukaryota; Metazoa; Chordata; Aves; Passeriformes; Passeridae. The transcript has 3 exons. The coding region runs from base 262 to 1341 and encodes 359 amino acids. Gene Ontology annotation, cellular component: membrane. The record is from RefSeq and is a predicted model, not a curated record.